Messenger RNA from Amoebophrya sp. A120, 4453 nucleotides. The record is from the annotation of a GenBank genome assembly. Lineage: Eukaryota; Dinophyceae; Syndiniales; Amoebophryaceae.
AUGAUGGGUCCCGACUACCCGCUGUCGCCGUGGGCUGAACCGGUGAACGGCUACGAGCAGGCUCUGCCCUCGCUGCAGAUUCAAAAGGUGCUGCGCGAUAUCAAUCGCAAAUGUUUUUUGGGUGUGAAAGAGUGCAAGUGUUAAUGUUUGCCAUGCAUCUUCUGGGGCGGACACAUGGUCUGCGAAGCAUUACAGGUUUGGCGAAGUAGGCUUGGUCAUGCGCUUUCCCACAUAAGAAGCUCGCUUUUUGCGUGCCACGCGCAAGAAGAGCUAGCAACUACCGUUGGCACUCAUGCAAGAGAAAUUUUUGUCCGCUCGAGAGGUAGCAUCGCAAAUUUUGAACUUUUUCAGACCCAGACAUAUUUGCAAUGCAUAAGGGACGUCACCUACUGGAUGAUGCAGCUGCUGUACGAUGUGAAAGACUUCCGUGUGAUGGGACCGGGGGAGAAGAGCAGCACGGCGGUGGCGUCAAAAACUUCCCCCGCGGAUGAAAGUUAUAAAAGUGUUGAAAAAAGCCCCCACCCUAUAGAUGCAACAAAGGAGAUUUCUGUUGCUGGAUUUCUGUACACAAAUUUGCGCUGUAUUGCAGCAAGCGCUUGGAAGGCAUAUAUAUUCAUCAAAGCCUGAAGAUUACUAGUUGUGCAAAAGGCUAGCAGCUCGGCGUGGCAGACAGCUUUGCAGUAGGCAAGAGCUCAGCUGCACAGAUUAGCGCCGUGGAAUGCGUUUUGAAACGGCUCCCUGUUCUUGCCCCAUAUGUUGCAAGACAAAGCUGAUUUGUGGGCGCAGAUCAGCAUCACAAGUUUCCGCUUUCAGUAUGGGGUGGGGGGAUUAUUUUCCCGGACAGGUGCCACCGGUACUCCGGAUUCGCGGUGGUCUAUGAAAGCCUCAGAAUGGAAAUCCUCAAAGUGGAAUUAAUUUGUGAUGCAUGUAGUUGUUUUGUAGCUCGUUCGUCCACAAGCAGCAUUUGAUGAUUCAUACGUCCAAGCAACAGCUGCUAAAAUGUUUCUUAUCGCUACACGACGGCACUUCGUGCAAAAUCCUUUUCGGUAUUGCAUCGUCAUGUAAAAAAUCGGUAUGACUUCGUAAACGAAAAACAAAAAUCGGUUCGUACGUCUGUGCUCGUGCUCGUAGUUUCGUACCAUCGUCUGUAGGCUUUUUUAUCGCCAGUUGCUGGCGACGACAGUGUACAUACCAUCACGGUAUGUAGACAGUCGUGCGCUUUUUGCCGCGCCCCUGUGUUGCUUGGGCUGUCGACAGAUCGAGGCCUCGAGUAGUAGUGAGCAUGCACCCACGGUGUACUACUCGUUGACCUGGACUCGAUCUGUGCGAGCACCCGCUUAGACCUCCAGGCCUUUGAUGUACCACGGUCAGGUGCCCUGUGCUCGGUCUCUGCGGGACCCCGUGUGGCAGUAGCCGUCCUUGCUUCACUGUCCUAGGACGUCUCUCGUCACAUCUCGUACGUUGCACUUCGUAAAGUUCGCGCUUAAGUUUGUCUAUGCUCAUCGUGUUAUACUUUCUACUUUAUGACUAAGUAAAUGCACGCACCACCAGAAGUGCGUUGGUGCCAAUCGUGUUUCCACAUGUGCCAUCAGAAGUGCAUCGAAUCACGAGGGUAGUGAGUGAAUGAGUGAAUGAAUAAAUUUAUUGGUUUUAGUAGAGCCUGAUGCCACAAGGGACGAACUGCCCGUAGACCUCCGAUGUGAUGCAUGAAAUGCGACGCAAAAAGCCCUGUAUUGCUGAGCUCGCAAUGGAGGCCGACCAUUGUGCUUCUACGGGUUCAGAAUUGGGCUGCUGAUUAGCACGACACAAGGGCACCCCAUUGCCUAACUAGCAUGACAGACACGUUUUGAGUGCCCGGGAGAUUUGUCAUGCGCCGACUAGGAAUGGUGCUUCAACUGGAGUCGUUUUUUUGCAUUACAAAUUAUUUUCACUUUGAGAAUUUCCAACCUGAGGCUUUCAUAUUGUCAACGGCGCGAUCGCGGGCAGCGAGCUGGGGGAGCUAUGAGAGUGCGCAACCCUUUCUCCCCCUCAUUUGUUCUCAUGGAAAAUUACAACUCCAGUUGCUUCUCUGUGGCAAUGUUUGCAUGAGAAAUGAUUCCGGGAGCCUGCUAAACAGUACAACAGAGCUCGGCGCAUCAAAAAUUUGUCAUGUACAGGCUCCACGACGUGUGCUGGUGGUUGUGUUGCUGUUCAUGCCAUGAUACAAAUAAGCGGGACUAGGGUGAGUUGUUUACUCUCAUAGGAGCGACUUCUGGUGCAGAAGCAGGGUUUCGCCACGGAUUACGUGCAGGAGCGGCUGAAGUCCCACGACGAGUUUCUUCGCAGCAACAUAUGCAUCGCAAAUAUGUCUGGGUCUGGAAAAGUUCCAACUUGUCAUGCCUAAGUUUGGAGCAUGCAAAAAUUUGUCUUGCGUGAUCACCAAAAGUUGCACUUUUUUCACCAACAUGAGAGGGAGUUUCUCAUGCAGGAUAGGCAUCAUAGAGACCUCACAAAUUCUGUCAUGCUAGGCCCUGCAUUCCAGACCUCAUUGGGCACGGAAAUUUUGCAUGACAAGUUUUCGUUCUUCCAGACCCAGACAUAAUUGCAUGUCAUACAACAUCCGGAAGAACGACGUGCUGGUCGUGUCGCUCGGCGGCAACGACCUGCUGCAGGGGCGACGCCUGUUCGCGGAGGUCUUUAAUGCCGAGGGCGCGGAGGCAAAGAAAUCCUCCGAGGAGCUGUACCUGGAGCUGAUCGACCGAUUGUUCGAGCAGGAAAAGUGGGAGUACCUCCACCUGCUAUGCCCCGACAAGCAGAACGCGCCCCGCCUCAUCCUGCUGCCCAGCUACUUCCACCCGGAGUCCAGCCUCAAGCUUUCUGCGUAUCGUUUUGUCUUUUAUCGUAUUCAAAUUAAAGAACCAGUAUAUUGAAAGUGUGCUGCUGUUUAUGAUCUUAGUCUUGCCGCAAAGUGAAUCUGUAUUUUCUUCCACUUCCAACAAACCAGGUUUCUGUUCGGGCUCUCGCAGAAGUUGGGUAUGGGGAGCGGGAACGCGUUUCUGGAAACUAUCAAAAUGAAAAAUCCCCCCUCCCCAUAUCGAAACGAAGUUUCUGAUGCUGGAUUUGCGUACACAAGUCAGGCCUGUCUUGCUGGAGAGGACUGCAGGCAUAUGUCCAGCCUGGGUCGAGAGGUUUUGACGUAGGGGACCAGCAUGACAGAUGUCGGCUCUGUAAGCCCAACAGCAUCACAAACCGCCGGCAUAAUGCGGCGGACUCUCAGGCUUUGCCUUCUUGCAAGACAGACAGGAUUUGUGACCUCAAAUCUGCAUCGCAAAUUUUCGGACGAAUGCGUUUUCAAUCUGGGGAGGGGGAAUUUUUCCUCUCAAUAGAAACGACAUUGAGCCGCAUCCACCUGGCGCACCAGCGGCUCGCCGCACGCUUGUAUUACAAUGAAAAAUGCCCCCACACCCGAACUUGCGAGCAUUUGUAUUGCAAACCUUUCCAAAUGAAACAUUCACCCUCUUGCAUCAAUCAGCAUCACAGGUUUCCGAUCGUGAAUAGCAAAAAUUUGUAUUGCAAAAGACCCCAGCAAGUGCGGCGCUUGUCAUGCAAGCGAUGCGAUACACGCCUAUACUCUGCAUCAGAAAGAUUCAUACUCCUUUCAUGCAUGACAAAAAGUUUUCAUUUGGAAACUUCGCAUCAUAAAUUUUUGCAAUUUCAGGGAUGGGGGGCACUUUUCACUGUAAUAGCUUGCAGAAAGAGUGGCCGGAAACGAAGGUGGUGCCCAUUGCGGUGCACGAGCUGUUCGGCCUGGUGGGUUCCGCCCCGGACGUCACGCACAUUCACCCCACCAGCCAGGGCGCGCUGAAGCUGGCCUACGGGUACCUUCAGACCAUGAAGGAACACUUGUGAAGGAAAGACGGAUCAUGUUGAACGGUGUUAGUUGAUGGAGGGGAAUAAAGGCGAUGUCAAAAGUCCGUAAGCAGUAGAAUUUCUAGCAUCGUAUCUUUGUGAGCCGUUGAACAUAAAGAGGAAGUACUGUCUAUUUCCUCAGAUGAUAGCGGGUUUUUUUUUGUCAAAGCCUUCGACCUUCCAAUUUGACGUGCUCUCCCUGCGAAAAUCGCGAUGAUCCUUAGGUUCUUGUCGCAGUGUAUUAACUAUGCUCGGAUCAUCUUCAUCUCUAUUGUCUAUUGUCCCGAGAAAAGGUUGUUUUUUUGUACUCACUGCAUCGUUCGUCUCUGUAGCCUCAUCCGGACUCUAAUCUACCUCCUUGCUCAUCAUGUACUCCUUUUUUGUCCUUCAAAGCAUUUACAUUGUAGUACCGACUGCACAAGAAUCAAGAAUCCAAAUCCAUCGGUGUAGCUACGGCAUUCCAGGUUUUGGCAUAAGAAAAUACUAGCGGAUCUUUGUGCGAGUUAGAGUCGAACCGAAAUCAGAGGCAGUGUUUCCGUAUACACCCGAGUACUAUUAGAACAUA